Messenger RNA from Cotesia glomerata, 1709 nucleotides. RefSeq names its product keratin, type I cytoskeletal 9 (gene Grp). The transcript has 3 exons. Lineage: Eukaryota; Metazoa; Arthropoda; Insecta; Hymenoptera; Braconidae. The record is from RefSeq and is a predicted model, not a curated record. Bases 139 to 1101 code for a protein of 320 amino acids.
AUCUCAUCCAACAUACCACAUCACCUCUCUAAUUAUUUAUCCCAGAAAGGUCUUUGUGGAUUGUGAGCAGUUACUUUAAGUCGAUUGUCGUCGACUAGAGUCUUAACUUUUCAAGUUAAUUAUUUUUUCAUUUUCAUCAUGAGAGUAUUCAUGAUAGUGGCGCUCGCUACGGCAGUAGUAGCACGACCGGAAGCUGGCUACAACUACCAAUCGCCUAGCAACACCUACGGUACUCCAGGUGGUGGAUCCUUGGGAGGAUCAGGUGGCAACGGUGGCUUCUCCGGUGGCUCUAUUGGAGGAUUCGGUGGUGGUUCUUCCGGUUUCGGUGGUGGCUCAUCCGGAGGCUUCAGUGGUGGAUCCCUAGGUGGAUUCGGAGGCGGAUCUGGAGGAUCCUUUGGAGGAUUCAGCGGAGGUUCUUCUGGUGGAUUUAGCGGUGGCUCAUCUGGUGGAUUCAGCGGUGGCUCUUCCGGUGGAUUCAGCGGUGGCUCUUCCGGUGGAUUCAGCGGUGGCUCAUCUGGUGGAUUCAGCGGUGGCUCCUCAGGAGGUGCUCUCAUCCAGAAACACAUCUACGUCCACGUUCCCCCACCAGAGGCACCAGAAGAACCCCGAUUCAGACCCCAGCUCCAGACCGCCGCUCCCCAGAAACACUACAAGAUCAUCUUCAUCAAGGCCCCAACUCCACCUGCACCAACUGCUCCAGUAAUCCCAGCUCUUCAACAAGACGAACAGAAGACUUUGAUCUAUGUCUUGGUUAAGAAACCAGAAGACGCACCUGAAAUCAACUUGCCCACUGCUGCUCCAACUCAACCCAGCAAACCUGAAGUUUACUUCAUCAAGUACAAGACCCAGAAGGAAAGCGGCUCAUCUGGCUCAAUCGGUGGCGGAGUAAGCGGCGGCUCAAUUGGCGGUGGACUCGGCGGUGGACUCGGCGGUGGACUCGGUGGUGGACACGGAGGUUCAAUCGGCGGUGGCCACGGAGGUUCAAUCGGCGGCGGCCACGGAGGUUCAAUCGGCGGCGGAGACCACGGAAGCACCGGCUCCAGCGGACCCUCCGCCCCGGGACCAAGCUACGGCCCCCCCGGGCAGUCCGGUCCUUACUAGUCAAUCGAAGCAGAAUCAUCUGGACCCACGACGGCUUGGACAGUUGGCUACGAUACAAUUGCCCAAGCUAUCCUCCUCUAGCUCGACUCAGCUCACCAUUAUUUAAAUCGAUAACCGUUCCAGUUAGUAAUUAUCUAAUCGUAACAUUAAUUAACGCACGUGCGAGCGCUGAUUAAUAAUUAUUAAUUCUGCGCUUGUUUCACGUUCGACGCGGUAACGCAAAGCCGAUCUUUCCUCGAUGCCCGCUGGAUCGGCCUUGCGCUACCUAGGGGUACUCUUCUUUAAUUAUUAUUCUAUUCUUUUCUUCCUUUUUGUACCAUUUCUUCUUUUCUUCUUUCUUACUUUUUUUAUUGUUGACUUUAAUAUUAUAUAUUAUUAUUAAUUUUAACUUCGUACAAUUGUAAUUGUAAUAUAAAAUAAUAUCUCAGAAGAAAUAUUUUUUUACACGGACGAAUCGAUGUAAGACGACCUAUUUGUUAUAAAUGACCAACACGACUUUGGCUCGCAAUGUCGAGGGAUAAUGUACCUCUUUAUUUUUAUACGUAAUUAUUUUGCAAGAAAUACGGUGGCGAAAUAAAGCUUUUUUAUGUAUUUUUUUACAUAAAAGA